This is a messenger RNA of Zasmidium cellare ATCC 36951, 2406 nucleotides long. RefSeq lists its product as uncharacterized. The record is from RefSeq and is a predicted model, not a curated record. The coding region runs from base 1 to 2406 and encodes 801 amino acids. The transcript is spliced from 3 exons. Lineage: Eukaryota; Fungi; Ascomycota; Dothideomycetes; Mycosphaerellales; Mycosphaerellaceae.
AUGGGCGAGAUGAUUGACGAGGUGCGGGCCCAACCGUCCUUCAGUUCGAUACGGACGGUGAGCUAUGCGGAGGCGAAGGAAGCCACGCCGAGACCGAGUCCCUCCCGCGAUCCUCCUACCACAGCUCCCAAACGGGCUCCGUCCGAGCCCCUAGCCACCACCGCCCCGUUCCCCACGACACCGCACCCUGGCCCUCCUCCGCCGCCGCCGACCGAAGCAGGAAGGGGCGCGGCCAAGGAGCCAACACUGCCGACCAUCUUGGUGCAGGAUGAGGAGCCCGCGGCAGGAACUUCAGUCGAGCGCAGCAGAUCCCCGUUCGGGCAGAGGAAGGAAAGACUGCCACGCCGCCAGGCCAAAUCGGCCUCCCCCGCGAGAAUGAACCGCAACGACAGCUUCAAGGGCAUCCAGUCCAUCCUCCCUGCCGCCAGCGCCGAUGACCUCAACCUGGGCGACCUCACCUCCGACAAGGUCACCUUCUCCACGCGGGGUAGUCUCAUGUUUGGGGGCAAGAAGAUGCAGGAACUGAUUGCAUCCAAGGGAGACGACAAGGCGGGGACAACAACACCUAUUCCUGGGGAGGCUGCGAGGGAAUAUCCUAAAGAUGAAGUGCAGCAGGAUGCGCCGCAGACGGCUGCGUCGAAAGUGGAUACUGCUCAGAAUGGAGUGCCACCACGUGCUGGACUCAAGUCGGGCAGGAGGCAGCCGAGUAUGAAAAUGCUCCAAGCCGCCAUCCAAGGCGGUCGGGUUCUGUCAGCCGAGGAAAUGACCUUGUCUAUGAAUGUGCGAAGCAUGUAUGCUCAUGGGAACGAGAAUGCUACCGAGUGGAUCAAUGGUAUACAGCCAAUGGACGGACUCGUCUCCGGGAAGACCACACCCGCCACCACUAUGAGAGACACCCCUACUCCCGACGCAAUGAACGCAGACUUGAGUGUGUCCAAGAUCAGAGGACCGGCCAGCAAACGAUCUUCACGAACCUCACAAGUAGCGGACCCUCGUUCCAGCUAUUACUCUAAGGAAGCCACUGAGCUCGCUGGUGGCAUAGAAGACUGGCAAGAUGUUGAAGGGCAGUAUGUCGACCGCUAUGGCUUUAUACACCCAGAUCGCAUCGCAACACGCUCGUCAGGAUCACCCUCGCGAGAACCUGGACGCGGCAUGCAACGAAUAGCGACUUCGCUACGAGUAGAAUCAGAUCAGCCACGAAAGGACCGGAAAAUGGGCCGAGGAGCGUCUAGUACACGCUCUGCCAGGUCUGUGCCGCCCAAAGACAGCAAAGAAUGGACGCUCAAAAAGAAAGGACCAGGCUCAAUACAUAGCACAUACACCCAGACUUCCUCACGAUCUCCGAACCCCUUCCGCUCACGAACCAAACGGGUGCUGGCCGAUGCAUCGGACAUGCUGACUUUACCACCUGGUCUGGCCGACAUUGAUGAAGAUGCCGACGCUGGUAAGACCGCUUCAUCAUUAAAGCAGCGAGAGUGGGCACGAGAGGAGAAAUGGCAAAAGAUGGCCCGCAUGGUUCGCAGAAAGGGUGAGGGCAAGGGCGGUGGGAUGCAUUUUGACUUUGACACCACCGAUUCCAAACUCAUCGAACGAACAUGGAAAGGCAUCCCUGACCGAUGGCGAGCGACCGCAUGGCAUUGCUUCCUUUCUGCGAGUGCCAAGAAAAGGAAGAUUGGUGUCACUGAUGAAGAACUCAUUGGGCAGUUUCACAAACUGCAAGCGAUGAGUUCGGCAGAUGACUUGCAGAUUGAUGUCGACGUACCGCGAACAGUAAACAUGCACAUCAUGUUUCGACGAAGAUACCGCGGCGGCCAGCGCCUACUCUUCCGCGUGCUACACGCUGUCAGUCUCUACUUCCCCGAUACCGGAUACGUGCAGGGCAUGGCCAGUCUCGCAGCAACACUCCUGUGUUACUUCGACGAAGAAAACGCCUUCGUCAUGAUGGUCCGACUAUGGCAGCUCCGAGGAUUAGAAGAACUCUUCCAAAACGGCUUCGAAGGCCUAAUGACCUGCCUCAGCGAAUUCGAAACCCAAUGGCUCCGCGGCGGCGACGUCGCCAACAAACUCAACGAGCUCGGCAUCACGUCCACAGCCUACGGCACCCGCUGGUACCUCACCCUCUUCAACAUGAGCAUCCCCUUCCCCGCACAGCUCCGCGUCUGGGACGUCUUCAUGCUGCUCGGCGACGCCCCGACGAAUAACGCGGGCUCCUUCGCCGGCGCGGAUCUGGACGUCCUCCAUGCGACCAGCGCCGCGCUCAUCGAUGCCACGAGGGAGAUUCUGCUGGACAGCGACUUUGAGAACGCUAUGAAGGUUCUCACAUCGUUCGUGCCCAUCAAGGAUGAGGAUUUGUUGAUGCGGGUUGCGAGGGCGGAGUGGAAGAUCAAGAAGAAGAUGGAUAAAUGA